AUGUCGCCAAUCGGUCUGACAGAGGAGGACAAUUCAACUACAUUAUUGUUGCUGGAACCAAGCAGGACAGUGACUGACCUUGACAUUCCAACAUCAGGCUUUGACCUUCUGACUACAUCAGCACCACAAGGAGGCACUGUGCUCUCAGCCAUUACUGGUGACACAUCUUCAGAAACUUCACCAACAUCAGCUCAACUAGAAACAUCCUUCAAUGAAGCCUUAACAAGUUCUACACAUUUGCCAAGCUUGGGCUCAGACCAAAGCUCUCUACCAAAGAACAUCAAGUGCUGUUCUACAAGAGGAAAUAUCUUCAAGUUCUGUGCUGCAAGAACAGAUAACAUCGAGUUCUUCACUACAGGAUCAAUUAACUUCAAGUUCUGUGCUGCAAGAACAGAUAACAUCAAGUUCUGUGCUACAGAAUCAAUUAACUUCAAAUUCUGUGCUACAGGAUCAAUUAACUUCAAGCACUGUGCUGCAAGAACAGAUAACAUCAAGUUCUGUGCUACAGGAACAGAAAAUCAAUCUUCAAGUUCUGCAAGAACAGAUAACAUCAAGUUCUGUGCUACAGGAUCAAUUAACUUCAAGUUCUGUGCUCAAUUAACUUCAAGCUCUGAGCUGCAAGAACAGAUAACAUCAAGUUCUGUGCUUCAGGAUCAAUUAACUUCAAGCUCUGAGCUGCAAGAACAGAUAACAUCAAGCUCUGUGCUACAGAAUCAAUUAACUUCAAGUUCUGUGCUACAAGAUCAAUUAACUUCAAGUACUGUGCUGCAAGAACAGAUAACAUCAAGUUCUGCACUACAGGAUCAAUUAACUUCAAGUUCUGUGCUUCAGGAUCAAGUAACUUCAAGCUCUGUGCUGCAAGAACAGAUAACAUCAAGUUCUGUGCUACAAGAACAGAUAACAUCAAGUUCUGUGCUUCAGGAUCAAUUAACUUCAAGCUCUGUGCUGCAAGAACAGGCAACAUCAAGUUCUGUUCUACAAGAACAGGUAACAUCAAGUUCUUUGCUGCAAGAACAGGUAACAUCAAGUUCUGUGCUACAAGAACAGGAAACAUCAAGUUCUUUGCUACAAGAACAGGUAACAUCAAGUUCUGUGCUACAAGAACAGAUAACAUCAAGUUCUGUGCUUCAGGAUCAAUUAACUUCAAGCUCUGUGCUGCAAGAACAGGCAACAUCAAGUUCUGUUCUACAAGAACAGAUAACAUCAAGUUCUGUGCUGCAAGAACAGGUAACAUCAAGUUCUGUGCUACAAGAACAGGAAACAUCAAGUUCUUUGCUACAAGAACAGAUAACAUCAAGUUCUGUGCUUCAGGAUCAAUUAACUUUAAGCUCUGUGCUGCAAGAACAGGCAACAUCAAAUGCUGUGCUACAAGAACAGGUAACAUCAAGUUCUGUGCUGCAAGAACAGGUAACAUCAAGUUCUGUGCUACAAGAACAGGUAACAUCAAGUUCUUUGCUACAAGAACAGGUAACAUCAAGUUCUGUGCUACAAGAACAGAUAACAUCAAGUUCUGUGCUACAAGAACAGGUAACAUCAAGUUCUUUGCUACAAGAACAGGUAACAUCAAGUUCUUUGCUUCAAGAUCAAUUAACUUCAAGUUCUGUGCUACAAGAGCAAAUAUCAUCAAGUGCUGCUCUUGAAAGCCAGUUAACUUCAAGUUCUGUGCUGCAAGAGCAGGUAACUUCAAGCUCUGUGCUACAGGAUCAAUUAAGUUCUGUGCUGCAAGGGCAAAUAUCAUCAAGUGCUGCUCUUGAAGUCCAAUUAACUUCAAGUUCUGUGUUACAAACAACAGGGCAAAUACCGCCAAGUUCAUAUUCUGCAGUACAGUCAUCAGAGAACUCAGUGUCAUCUGGACAAAUUUUAUCAACAUCUGUGUCACCAGCACUUUCCAGUGCACCAGUAUCAUCGAGUUUACUCUUCAGUGCUCAGUCGGAGCUGUCAAGUGCCUCAGCUUCUUCAACUGCAUCUUCAACUGUCGCACCAGCCUCAACAUUUGAUGGUACUGAGGUCCUGGAUUCUAGUGCUUCAUCAUUUGGUGAUCAAACUUCUCUGGUAUCUGUCUUAGAAGCAUCUUCGAAUAUACAAUCUUCUCCAUUGUCAACUAGCUCUAUAGCUACACAAGAUAUAAGUGAGAGUUCUGAUGUGCCCUCAGAAACUUCUGCUGUGCCCACAGAGAGCUCUUUCCCAUCAUCUGACCAAUCUGUGUUAAAUACAUUCCGUACAAGAAAUAUUGACUCCACAGAAAGCCUAAUAACAACCAAUACAAUAUCUUCUAUGCAAAGUUCAGAAGGAACGCCUUCACCUGUGUCUGUAAAUACAAAUAGUUUUAGUUUUGUGUCAACUAAUGUGCAAUCUUUAUCAGAAAUAACAACACCUAGUCAAAUACCAGAGACUUCAGACCAAAUCUUUGCAACCUCAACAGACAGUCCUACAUUAAGUAUAUCACUGUCUAUAGCAGCCAGCUAUGAUGCAAGUAGCCUGUCCACAAGUAUAUUUGCCCCUGUGUCUGAAGAUGUGAUCUCAUCAUCGAGUUAUGCCAUCCCAGAGCUUAGUACACUCCUUCCACAAAGUUCUUCACCUUCUAAGACUGCAAGCAUAAGCGAACAUGUUACAUCGUUCUUAUCUGAAUUACAAUCAAAAGAAUCCAGUUCAUUCAGUGACCAGUCACAGACCACACUGUUAUUUGAUGCCUCAAGUGCCUUAUUUGGACUGACUAGUGAAAUAUUGUAUACAUCGGAAAACAGUGUGGAACUUCAGACCCAAACUGAAACACCAAGUAUAGAUACUAUUGCUUCCACAAACAGCCUGUCAUCUGAGCAGAUAUCUGGAAGACAAAGUGAAACUUUUCCAUCUUUAAGUAUCAGUGACAGUACAUUGGCUAGUUCAUUCCCACAAGAGAUAAAUCUUGCAACCGAAUCUGUGACAUCAACACUAGAGAUUCUGUCAUCUAGAAUUGGUGGAAGUUCAUUUCAAACCUACGGAAGUAGUGAAAAUAUGCAAAGUUUCCUUUCUACUUCAGGAUCUCAGCAACAGACAGGUGUGAUUUCAGAAAGCUUGUUUUCAUCUGAGUCCAGUGAUGCGGCACCAACAGCUGGAGUACUGGGAUCAAGUUCCCAUCAGUCGGACACCAUAUUCACAUACACUUUGUCAGUGACUGCUCCCAGUACUGGGUCAGCCUCAUCAUCUGAUGUUGCUUUAACUGAUGCUAGCAUCCAGGAAUCGUCCUUUACAGAGUCCUUGAUACCAAGUCUGAGUAUAGUGUCAACUUUUAUGUCCAACACUGAAUCGGCGCAACCUACAUUCCGUACACCUAACCCAACUGCUGUCUUUACAGUUGUGUCGGUAGAGUCAUCAUCUACCCAACUGGCCAGUAUGUCCUUCACACCACAUGAAACACAUGGAAUACUUUCUUCUAGUUUGCUAGAAACAGCAGAUUCAAGCUUGUUCCAAGCUCAGUUCAGCAGUGUCGUAGGUGAAGCUUUCAGCUCAAGUGAAGUGUCUGUUUCCCAAAGUUCAACUGAUUUCGCUGCCUCAAGCUUAUACCAGUUCAGCAGGAUAUCGAAUCCAGAUUCAGGAUCUGUCGGUUCAUCUGCAACUUAUGUCUUUGGAACAAUGUCAGGAUCAACUGUUCAAACUGAUCUUGUAUCAAGUCAAGCCUCAGAUUCUCCUCCAUCAACAGAAAUAUUCUCCUCCAGCCAAAGUAUUGUUAUUGUUGUUCCAUCAAUCAGUGAUGUCUCCUCCACAGUUCCUCAGACACAACUGUCAUCAAGUGUACAAGGGCCUGGAUCAUCUGAGGUUGAAUUUACUGGUAUCACACUUCUGAGUGACUCAUUAUCUACAUCAUCUCAAGAGUCAGUUUUGGGUACAGUUCAACCAUCGACUUCUGGAUCUGAAGGGCAGUCCAUAGCAUCAUCUCCUCUACUACCAAUCAUCAUGGGAUCUGACACAGCAACAGGAACUGAGUCAUCUAGAACAUACAUCAGUGACUCGCUUUAUGCAAGUGAAAGUGUCCAGACCACUUUGAUCAGCUCUCAACUAUUACCAGACACUACUGACAUUCCAGGAAGCAGAUUCUCAGAUUCUUCUCUUCUGUUGCCCUCUGGUGUGGAUGUAUCAACUGGAUCUCCAUUUGCUACAGCUGUUUCAACACCUUCCUUCACCUUCCCUAACCCAUUCAUCAGCACUGCUGAGAGUGCCUCCUUUGAAUUCAGCACAGUUUUAAAGCCUUCUACAGCUCCCAUUGUUAUCCUCCCAACUAUUAAACAGUCAUCUGCAAUUUCCUCGUUUGAUAUAUCUCUUCUGAAACCAUCAUCGUCACUCUUUGAAACACAGUCAUUGUCAGGAUUCAGUGAUAUUGUGUCAUCAAACAUGGGAUCCAUGAGUUAUGCAGCAUCUUCACUGUCAGCAUCAGAAUCCGAGUUAAGCAGUGGACCUUCGAUCCCAAUCAUCACCUUGAUGGAAAGCCAGACAACUUUCUUCAGUGACUCCAUACCUACAGAGCUUCUGUCCAUGACUGCAACUGGAUCACAAAGCUUUACUGUCUCCACUUCAGUAGCUUUUGAUUUUAGUUCAGUGUCAAGUUCAAGUGAAGGCAAUUCAACUUUUAUUGAUACCACAAAGCCAAGUACAUUCCUGUUUUCACAGUCACCUACACCAACAGGCAGUUCAGCAUUCCUGGUCAGCAGCUCAGAUCUGUCUACAAACUCAUCCAUAGGAGGAAUAGUUUUACCAACGUUCUCAGGAUCAUCAGCCUCUGACAUUGUUCCUUCUGGAUCUGACAUCCUCUUGACAUCAACUGGGAGUUUAUUUGCCUCAGAUGUCAGCUCUGAUUCUGGAGGAUUUGUUCCUGUGCCUACAACCUUGUCACUGGGCAGCUUCAGUGCCUCUUCAACAGUUUCACUUGUGACUGAAUCUAGUAGUGGUUUGCCAUCAGAAGCACCUUUCGAAACUAGCACCAGUUUGUCCUCAUUGUCUAUAUUUGACACAAGUACUAUUUUACCAUCACAAGGACCUUUCGGAACAAGCACCAAUUUGCCUUCACUAUCUUCAUUUGACACAAGUCCCAUGUUGCCUCAACCCAGUCCUUUUGAAACAAGCACCAAUUUGCCUUCAAUGUCUUCAUUUGACACAAGUAACAUUUUGCCUACUCGAGGUCCUUUUGAAACAAGCACCAAUUUGCCUUCACUAUCUUCAUUUGACACAAGUUCCAUGUUGCCUCAACCCAGUCCAUUGGAAACUAGCACCAAUUUGCCUUCACUAUCUUCAUUUGACACAAGUAACAUUUUGCCUACUCGAGGUCCUUUUGAAACAAGCACCAAUUUGCCUUCACUAUCUUCAUUUGAUACAAGUAACAUUUUGCCUCAACCCAGUCCUUUUGAAACAAGCACCAAUUUGCCCUCAAUGUCUUCAUUUGACACAAGUGCCAUUUUGCCUACACAGGGACCGUUUGAAACAAGCACAAAUUAUCUCUCAUCUCUGUUUGACACAAGUACUAAUUUGCCAUCACAAGGACAUUUUGAAACUAGCACCAAUUUGCCUUCACUAUCUUCAUUUGACACAAGUUCUAUGUUGCCUCUACCCAGUCCAUUGGAAACAAGCACCAAUUUGCCUUCAAUGUCUUUAUUUGACACAAGUACCAGUUUGCCAACUCAAGGAUCUUUUGGAACUAGCACCAAUUUGCCUUCACCAUCUUCAUUUGACUCAAGUACAAAUUUGCCUACACAAAUACCCUUUGAAACAAGGACCAAUUUGCCCUCACAGAGCUCAUUUCUGACAAGUGUCAUUUUGCCAUUCCAAAGUUUAUCUGAGACCAGCUUAUUUUCUCCUUCACCAAGUUUUUCUCCAUCCAGUCCAAUGAGCAGCUUUGCCCCAGUUCCACCAACUGGAAUUGUCAGUUCUUUGUCAAUCAUAUCAAGCCAAGAAUAUACAGACAUAUCAUCUUUAUUCACAAGAAGUGACAUAUCAACACCAAGUGCUCUGAUGUCCCAGAUCUCAGCUACUGGAUCUCCUCAGUUCGUGAGCUCCUCCUCAUCUGUAGAACCUUCAGGAGCAUCCUCAGACAUAUUUGGAUCCCUAAGUUCUGAUUUCUUGGAAAGCAGUACAAUAUCCUCAUCUGUGAGCAGUAGUGUGAUAAUAUUUUUGCCAUCAUCUAAAUUUUCGGAUGUGUCUUCAGUCAUAUUUCAGACAACAGUAUCUGUGUUAGGCAGCUCAUUAUUUGCAACUACGACGAGUUUUGCUGAGGUCUCAGUAGAUACAUCUCAGAUCUCAGACUUCUCAGUGCCUGUUACAGUGUUACCAUCUCUGAGCAGCAUGGUAUCAGAAUCGAUUUCAAUUACUGGAGUAACCUCCCUUGAGUCAAGGUCAUCAGUUGACAGUUCUUUACAGCCAGAUUCAACCACUUUUGUGCCUACUGCUAUCCUGUCAUCGUCCAUAUCAGGCAGCCCAGUGUUGUCUCCAUCUUCAUCUGUGAUAAUACCAGCAAGUGAUACGAAUGUGAUAUUUUCAAGUUCUGUUUCCAUGGUUUCAUCCUCACAGACUGACAUAUCCAGCAUUGUGUCAGUGGAUACAAGUACUCAAACUGAUGUCAUCCCUACAGUUGUUCCAAGCUCAACUGAACCAAUAUCAAGCUCUGUUAUGGAUUUGUCGUCAUCACUGUUCCCUUCUCCCACAUCAUCAUCUUCAGCAACACCAUCAUCGUCUGUCCUGCCGCCAAUACCAACCACUACCCCAUCACUCAACACCAGUGAUGCUCUCAAGGAAUUCUGGGUGAACACAGUGAUCAAGGUGCGGCAGUCAGAAGACGUGAGCUCUGCUGCCUUCAAGGAUAAGAUGGAGGAAAGGUUGGCCGGGGUGUACGAAGAGGCCUUCACCCGCGAGCAGAUGAUUAACAAUGGGACGUACCAGCCUCUCAAGCGUCGCAAACGAUAUGCAUCGUCUCCUGAUGGCAGUGUCAAGCUACAGGUUGUGAAUGUUGAGCGCGAGUCAACUUCCAACAAUGUCAAACUGACCUACCUGGCUGAGAAGGAUGGGAAGAUGGUUCCAUCAAACAAGAUGGUGGACGCCCUGGAGCUGCUUGACCACCAGGAAGUAGCCCUUGGACUCGGAUAUGUUGUAGACUCUAAAGCAGAACCCUAUGUGCCUAUCCCGGUCCAACCUCCUGCUGAGGACAGGAAGUUGUGGAUCAUUGCUGCAGUGCUGGGACCCAUUGCACUCAUCAUCAUCAUCUGGAUCAUCAUCUGUAUUGCCUGCCGCUGCUGCAACCGCAAGACCAACGCCGACGCUGAGGAGCCUCACCUGAUGAAGGUUCGUCGGGAUGGAGCUCAGGUUCAGAGUGAGGCUUCAGGUGCUCCCCCCGACUACCCCCCAGAGCAGGGGAGCAAGAGGAGCAGCAGCGUGGGGCUCAUCAAGACCAGAAACAACAAGAUGUCCUACGAGGUGAACCCUGACCCUGAUGAGGAGUCCACUCUGUACCCAGAGGUUAAGAAGCUAGUGGACAUUGCCAAGACUAACGGGAAGAAGAAGAAACAUCCAUCAGCCAGUCCGCGGUCAGAAGCCAAUGACUCCAUGACAUACGUGUCCGAGGAUGAUCGCUACUCCACGCCGGCCAGGAGGAAAGGGAAGAAACAAAGGAACAUACCAAGAGAAGCUGAUGAUUCAAGCUCCCAGAUUGACAACCCAGUGGCGCCCCACCCUGAAGAGCUGAGAACCAAACCCCUGCCUAUACCCAGACACAACAAACACCUGGACAGCAAGCCACCUGCCUCAGCCCAGGAAGAGGAGGCACUCCUGGAGAGAGCUGAAAUGGAGAGAUUAAGGAACAAGCAGCGACUGAGAGAGCAGCGCAAGAGAGAAAGGUCUGGUAACACAGACCCCCGUCAGAGCGGAGAUCAUGAGGUCAGACAAGGGUACAAGAAGGCUCAGAAGGAGAUCGACGCUGUCCUCGGCUCCCCCGACCAGGACACCAACCUCCCUGAUGUCUUUGUCCAUAAACCAAAGAAACGAUCGAGUCGUCGUAAGAAAGAUCCCCAAGAAGGACACACUAAUGAGGCUUUCACUGAGGAUGAGCAAGAGGGAUCAUCUCAGUCUGGGGAGUCUCUGGAUGAGGCCAAGCGGAGGAUGCACAAACUGCUAGAUGAUGCGUUCUCCCUCAUCUCCUCCAGCAGGUCUAGCAUAGGGUCAGUUUUAUCCUUCAACAAGAAAAGGAACAAAGUGACCCCUGUGUCAAGUCCAACUAAGGCAUCUUACACAAGCCUGUCUGAAAGUCGGAAGAAGGAUGACAAGUCUGAGGUCACCCCAAGAGCUAAUGGAUCUGUGCCUACAGAGAGCAAGGAAUCAAAGCAGCCAGCAGAGGAAGAGAAGAAGCACACGCCCCUGUACUACAACCCCACGUACACAGGGCAGGAGGAGGGGUCCCCCAGGCUGGAGACGUGGAGCCCCUACAGGGCGGCGGACGAGGUAGCCCUCAUCUCGCUCCCACAAACACAGACUGUGAUGGACAAGACACCGACACAGGAGCGUCUUCAGACAACCACCUUCAGCGAGUCGUACCCGACCAGCAUGCGUGACAGCUACUACGCCACAGAACCAGCCAAGCCUAUUGUGAUCAGAACUAAAGACUUAGACCCUGACCCCAAGGGCAGCACAAACUCAAAACCCUCCCACCCCAAACAUCAAACUGUUAACGGCAUCGGAACAGGGAUGGGCAAGUCGGGGCUCCCCAAUGGGGACACCAGUUACCCUGGGAUGACAGGCUAUGAGGACAUACCGUUGCAUUCUUUUGGAAGUAAAUCUCAAACACAGGACUCUGUGAAAGAAAAUGGUGGUCUCAAUGGAGGCCCACAUAAAGGCCCCACAAAAACCUGGGCCGGUCAAGAUGAGGUGGAUGUUGUGUCCAGUCUGGAACCUGGAACCUCCCCUCAACCUUUCAUUCGGUCACUCCGCGAAGAGCUGGAGCAUUUAUCCACAAAAAUUGGUGAACCAGGAAAGACAGAUUCACAUGGAAAUUCACUGGCAUAGUAUUAGCCUGUAGUGAUUUAUGUGGACAUAGUACAGGAUGGACUGAUGACAGUUCAGUUUACAGACUGAGUCAGGAUGGACUCUGGUAAACUGGUUCUGUGGAAUUCAUUAUUUUGGUUGUUGAAUGAAUCCCAACAGAUUUAUGCUCGGGAUUAUUGUGAUCAUUCCCAGUGUUAAAGAAGGGAGUGUUGUUAUAGGUUGUUAUGUUUCUGACCGAGAUUUUAAUGUUGGAUCUAACCAAGCUUUUACAAAUGGAACAAUUUGUUUAUAAUCAUAGAAAAAUUCUUGUCUUAUGAACAUGUAGAAAUUUUGAUGUUAUUGUAACUCUACCAUGACCGUUAAAUUUUCUCAUGGUUAGCAUUUGAUAUAUUUUAGUACUCACACAUCCUCAUCGACACAAUGCUUUUUGAUGACUCAGCAUUGUGAGAACUGUUUUAUUAUGCUGCAGGAUUAAUUCUCAGCAAACAUGACAUGAAUGAAUACGGUGCCAAUUAUUGUUAUUUGACAUGUUCUUCUCAAAAUGUACUGUGAUGUAUAUGUGUCUCAUCUUCAAAAGAAACACAGAAAGUCUGCCUGUAUCCUGGAAACAAAAUGAAGGCAUUCUGGGUAAAGAUUCAAACGCCACUGUCAUAGAUUUCCUGCUUGACUAACGGACAGCAAAUCGUGGCAUCUUUAAAGGUCGAGUCUUCAGUUAUUAGCAGUGUGUUAGACAGAGAGGUAAUGGAGAAAGGCCACUCACUUUUGUUUCAUCUGUUUCAUCGGGAAUAUGUACCCAAGUUAGUACACUUUGUACUAUUAUAUUGUUUUCGUACCUGUACAUUAUUCCAUCAGAAUAAGUAUAGGAAGAUAUAUAUAUUUUUGUGCAAGAGACCUAUACUGUUCAACCAAGAACACCUGUAGACUUUCAAUCAGUUCAUCAAGCUGCAUGAAUAAGAACAUUCCAGAAAAUUUGGAUCGUGCCAUUAAGUAAUUUUGUAAAACAUGAUAUGCAAGAAUAGCAUGAUUUGUGCAUGGUAAGAAAAGGCAGAAUAAUAACGUUAAUUCAUUCUUGUUAUGUUCUAGCAAAACAAUCAGAUGAACAUACUUUAAUGUACACAUCUGAUGUUUAUUUAGUGCUGAAAGUAAGCGUGAAUGUCAAGACAAACACUACCAUGACAACCCCAAAGAUGAAAAUCAAAUAUGUAUGGGAAGUACAAGGUUAAUUACUGAAGGAGAAGAUUUCCAGAACCUUUGCUUCCCUUAAUUUUUAACAAUUGUGUUAAUGUUUUCAAUUACCUGGAAAAUGAGGUUAGUUCCUUUGUGCUAGAGGUAGAUUUAGGAUUUUGUGCAAAACCCAAUUCUAAAAUGAAACAAAAAUCCAUGAAAACUGGUGUCAUAGAGAAGCUGAUUCAGGUUAGUACAGAAAAAAGAGGUGCAUCCUCUGCAUCUGGUGCAACUGAUGCAUUCUGUCUCGGGUGUAGGAGAUGUCAUGUUGGGCAGUGUAUGGUACUCAGCUUCUCAAGAAACGAUUGGGUUUAGAUGGAGUUACCUCUUCAAAGACUUGAGUACCAAACAAGGGGAGAUAACUCCUGGAAUCAUUUAGACAUUGAGGAUAUGUAAAGAGACACUACACACUGUUGAAUGUGUGGCAUACAUCUGUGGUGACAUAUUUUGAAACACUGUCACUCAAGUCCACAGUUUGUCGACCUGUCUGUCUGGAAAGGCUUCACAGCUUCAGCACAUGAAGUGAUGGUUUGUUGUGAUGGUGUAGGGUGAACAUCUCCUGAUGUGUGUGUGUGUCAAACAUAAAAGGUCUUCCCAGAAGUGUCUAGAUCAGAGAUCUGAUUCUGUAGUGCUAGUUGCAGUAUGCGUUUAAUGUUGCAGCUUCUUGUUUUAUGUUUGUUGUUGAAAGAGACAAUGUGGAUGUGUUAUUGUCUGAUUAUGUUUUCAGACAUAUGUUUUCGCACGGCAGUGUUUAGGCUCACUAUAACGAGGCAGGUUGCGUCACAGACAUUUUAAAUACUUCGUUGAAGGCUUCUGCUGAAGAUAAGUUGUUUUUAAUAAUUUAGUGACAUAUUUUACAAUUGUUCAUGCAAUAAUCAAGAAUCUCAAGAUCUCAUUUCUGUGUAGGGAAUGAGACUUUCUAGAAGACUAAAAUGGGACCAACAUCUCACGUGAGUCCAUUCCUAAGAAUCUGUUUUUCAUUGUAUGUCUAACAUAAAAGUACCCACAAGUGUGAUAAGUUAACCUGAUUAUGAAGAUGAAGAGCCUGCUGCCAAGUAGUAGUCCUCAUAUAUUAUGAUCCUUAGUGUCAAAUAUUAGAAGUACCUAUAUGUUUUUGUUUUUUUUAAACCAAGAAAUUUACAUAUCAAUAUUAUUAUACUCAAAUAUUAUAUAUAUAUUACAUAUUUGUUCUGCCAGAAUCAUCCCCUACCCUUAAAAUCAGUUCUUUAAAAUCUGACCUUGAUAUAUCAAAGUUCCUUUCCAACCCCAACACACACACACACACACACACACACACACACACACACACACACACACACACAAAACCUCCAUCUCCAUUCAAGCACAGUACAUGUCGAGAGCUUCCUCCCUUUCUCACCCCACCCCAAAAUUGAAUUGUUUGUUUUGAAAUAUAGUUAUUUAACAAUAUAGGUCUGUUUUCAAGUUAUCCUGUUGCUUUAUUUUGACAAAAAUAUGCGAAUGCAGGUGAUAUGAGAAAGGGAUAAUAAACAAGAAUAGAGUUAUGGGUCAGGAAAACACACAUUUUGCCCAAUAGGAUAGAAACUCCACCAGGUCUUUCAUGAUUGUGUAGUUGUAUCGUACGCCUUGCUUUGUCCAUCGCUAGUCAUGACUUAUUGUACUUAUGAAAUAUAUCUAUAUUGACUUAUUGAGCUUAUCUAUACCUGUGUAAUCAACAAGCUUUUGUACCAGGUUAGUGAAUGCUCAUCUCCGAUGAUCCAGGGUACAAUUCUCCGUUAUGUUGUAAUAAGUACCCUGGUCCUGUCUGUUAGUGGUUGGUGGGGUAGCCUUGUGAUUAAAGUAUUCGCUUUUCACGAUGAAGAUUCAAUUCCCCUCAUGGGUACAAUGUGUGAAGCCCAUAUCUGGUGCCCCCAGCCAUGAUAUUGAUGGAAUAUUGCUAAAAGCGGCGUAAAACCACUCACUCACCCAUUUGCUAGUACAGCUUAGGUUUGAGUUUUGAUGAACUGGCAUGAUGCUUAAACUUACCAUCCAGUAAAAUUAUUAAGUUCCUUCUCAAUUACAAUAAGUGGCGAUAUGACCAGUACUCAAAUUGCCUUGUUAAAUUCUGGCUCAAAUACAUGACUUUGUAGCGAAACUUCUUUGUCGUCAUGACAACAGAUUCUCCUGAUGCAAUUACUUAACCACAUUUUUAAAUUAGAUUUAUGCCAAACUGUCAUAAAGAAGAGGCACUUUGAAUUGAUAAUUUGAUGAGAAUGAGUGAACACUUCUGUGUUUAGUUAGUGGUAAGCAAGAUGAAGACUGUGACAUUACUUCUGGAACAAAAGGAUGCUGAAUGCCUUCAAUAAUUGACAUCUGCCCUCCAAAUAUUGUUUGAUGAAAUGACAUUAUUGAGAUACCAGGUGUUUGGGAUAAAAGGGAUUUGCCCAAGUGACAGAGGUGAUGAACCUUGGGAGCCUUUAUCUGUGCCCCAGGUCUUGUUUUCUCAGUGUAAUGAGUACUAAUCAUUAUUCAUAAUCAGAUUCAUAUACAUCAUAAGUCUAAAGUAACCUGGACUUCAAUCAACCUUGCAAGGUCUGAUAAUCCGUCUGAUGUUGGUCCUUCUUUGAUAUGAUAUUGUGUCCCAACGGAACACAUAUCCAAUGCCCAGAGCUUCUGUCAAACAUUGAUGACCCAUCAUAGGCGGAUCCAAAAAUUUUCAAAGGGGUUUUGGUGUGGGUGAACCCAACCCAAACUAAAAAAAACUGUUUAUCUCCCGGAUUUGCUGUUGCCGAUGUAUGAUCUCUGAUUUGUUCAAUUUGGCUAGUAAUAAGUAUGCAAUAAGUAUUUUUACUUAUUGCAUAACACAGUGACAUCGCAUAAAUGACGUCUGAAUAUUAAAUAAAUUCCAAAUAGCUUCGUUUUUACUUAUGAGGUAGUUGUUUCAUUCAUAACACUGGAUACAAUAUAAGUUGCAUGUUACAGCCUAGGCUGAUGACCAUUAAGGUUAUGUUUGACAUUCUGAAGAAAAUGAAAAUCACAGUAUAUUUGCUCAAACCAAAACUGAAAGAUCUGUGUCUUUGCUUAACAGAACUUUCAAAUGUAUGUUACUGGGAGCUAGUUCAGCAGUGUUGACUGUGAUAAUAUCUUCAAACACGAUGAAAUGUUACUUGAGAGUAACUUUUUUAUGUUUUAAUGUUGAUUAAUUGUUAAUGAAUUUUAUUAUCAAAUUUGCUAAAUUUGUCCCAUUUUCUGUCCAUCCUCAUCUGAUUGAUAUGUUUAUAUCAAAAUCUUGUACAGUGACAAAUGGUACUUAACUGCAGAUUAUUAUCAUCUAUGUGUCCAUAGUGUUUAGUUGUUGAAGCUUGAUAUGUGAUUGGUGAUGUUCCACAGAAACAUGACAUAUGUUUCAUUUUAGAUGGAAUAAAGUAUCAAACGACAGUGAUGAAUAAGGGUCCUUUUUGUGAUACAGGAUCUGCAAAUUUAAGAACUGAGAAACCAUUUUGACAUUAUUAUGAAAUAUAUCAGAUGUGGUUUCUGGAAGUUGAAGUCUGCUUUGUUCAUUUCAACACAUGAAAUGUUUGGGUCAAAGGUAACUGCAUAGGUAAUGAUUAGAUGUGAUUAAAAAAUUAUUAUAGGAGUUUUUAUGAAGUGUUUUAUAUAUAUAUAUUUUUAAAGGAGUAUGAACGUGUCAUUGACCCCAAGUGAUUUUAAUAGAAUUUGUUUAUCAAACACAAACACAUAGUAACAGUUUCUAUUUUGGAUCGACUUGCUUAUACUUGAGGUUUCACUCAUUGCAGUCGUAUUGUCAACCAUGUCAAAACUUCAAAAGUGAGAAGGAAAAGAAUCUACUUGUCACCUAUUUGAUCAUGUCUGAUCUUUUGCAUAUUACAAAAUUGCCACAAUUUGAAAAUUUGAAAAUUCCAUUUGGCAAAAGGACCGUUAUCCCUCAUUGCCGUUUGUUUCUCCACAAGGACAUUGACCUUUAGCACUCAAUUUAAAUAUGAGUAUUAUUGACAUUUACCUCUUGUUUAAAGGUCGUCACACAUCAUGUAUAUCAUAUAUAUCCAUGGGGAAGAGUUGCAUAUGAACUGUAUAUCAUACUUUGUUAUUGCAUAACAUCAUGGGAAUGGGUAUUUGUUAAAUCAACAAGACUUGUACAGAUAUAGAGCUGCAAUGUUUGUAUAUAGACAUUGUAACACACAACACUGUAUUAUACAAUAUAUUUUGUAAUGUAACUGAUAAUAAAAUACUGAUAAUUAA
Molecule: messenger RNA, 14436 nt
Organism: Haliotis rubra (blacklip abalone)
Lineage: Eukaryota; Metazoa; Mollusca; Gastropoda; Lepetellida; Haliotidae
Product: mucin-3A-like
Exons: 19
Coding region: 1-9015 (3004 amino acids)
Source: RefSeq, a predicted model, not a curated record